Messenger RNA from Cinclus cinclus, 1537 nucleotides. It is a transcript of the gene CFAP77, whose product is annotated as cilia and flagella associated protein 77. Bases 1 to 714 code for a protein of 237 amino acids. The record is from RefSeq and is a predicted model, not a curated record. NCBI's taxonomy places the organism in Eukaryota, Metazoa, Chordata, Aves, Passeriformes, Cinclidae. The transcript has 6 exons.
AUGGCAGGCGGCAGAGCGGGGCCCCGGCGGCGGCCGAUGACCUUGGCCGAGGCAGGCCCGGGCACGGAGAACGAGAGGGUGGGUUUGGUCCGGCUCAGCAUGCUGCGCAACCCGCUCAUCCUCAAGCCAGAACUGGGGAAGCCCAUGAGAAACUGCUACUCCCUGCCAGGACCUGAUUUUACCUAUGGCAUGUACAUGCACAAGAGAGAUGGAGGAGUCCCUGAAGCCAUAGGCCACUGGGAUUCAGUGAAGGCCAAGCCUCACAAAAGGGUCAUGCCCCGAGAUUUCGUAACCAUGGGCUGUAGGGCUGUGGAUGAAGGCUGCACCAAAGCCCGCGAGUUUGCUCUAUACUACAAGUACAUGGACAUCCGCUGCAAAGAUAAGAAUAUUCUCAGAUAUGGCUGCAAGAUCCCUCCAGGCAUGACAUUUGGCAGGCCAUCACGGCCUCCCACUCCCCUUUUUGACAUCAUGCAACACAGAUACAAGGAGCUGUGGAUGGAGCGCCAGAGAGCCCGGACUGUAUUCCAGCACAGUCCAGUGAAGAAAAAGAUUGGCGAGGUGCGUGAGAACCGCACCGCGUUCCUGCGCACGCACCCGCCGCCGGUGAAGGAGGAGUCCUUCUGGCACCCACAGCGCUUUGAGAAGGCUGAGCCUCAUCUCAGGACUUUUCCAGACCCUGACUCCCGUAAAAAGGCUCUCAGUGCCUCCCAUUGAGGAGUGCCUGCUAGUGGUCCCCUUCCCCAGAGGGCCCCCACAGCGAGGACCAUGCUGGGCACAGCCCUUGAACCCGGGGAUUCCACAGGAAAAAUACUUUCUCUCAGGCUUUACACAGUUAUGCUAAUGCACAUAAAGCCAAAUAAAUCAUAGACAUAAGAGGAACAAUUCUGUCUCAGCCUGUUCAUUGCUUCAUGUCAGUGGCACAACAGCAGCACAGUUCUCAGGAUGCUCAGGAACAGGGCAGUGCCCACACCAGCACAGCCCCGCAGGGAAGGCAGGACAGGCUCCUUCCCUGCAGGUAAUGGACAAAUAGAUUGGUGCAACCAUAUCCUAGCUGAUAUCAAAUCCGUAAUAGCUCAUCAGUCCUCGUUUCUUUGCCAAAAAAAAAAAAAAAAAAAUAAAAGUUUCUCAUCAGUGCCUGAUUCAGCAAAGCCAUUGGCUGCAGGAAGGAAUUCAAACACCUGCUUUGAGUGCUCUGCCAAACUGGGGCCUCACCACAGGCAAUGCCUCUAAGGUGGCUCCAGCCAGCUCCACACUCAUCCUCUAAUAGCUGCUGGUGCCUGGAGUCCCUCAGGGCUGAGCCUCUUCAAGUACUCACUGAACAAACUCAAACUCUUCCAACACCAACUCAACAUCACAGCACCCAAACCCACAGGUUCAAUCAGGAAUCAACAUGUUUGGAAUCCCAUCUUCUCCCAGAGGAACAUUUCACUUCAAAUACCACUUGGCUAAAAGCACCAUUGUUUAAACUGUGGAUCUCUAUUAUUACAAAUGGAAUAAUUAAUAACUCCUAUAUAGUCUGCAUCUCACAUCUACCAUC